CUCGGUUUGGUGGCCCAGCAUAAAAAGAUCAUGCUCCUGCUUAAAUUUUUAUUCUACAUUGUGAGAAAUGUGUUUUUGCUCUACUUUUCUAUUCCCGCUUUUGUGCAUGAUGAAAUGAACCAGCCGUCUGGAAUUUUUUUCGCUUUCGCAGUCCGACAUCGACUUGUGUCCACAGUCACUGGGCUGGCACAAAGGGAUGCCUGAAGCUGGCCGUGUCUUUUGUACAACGAAACGAAUCAUGUUGCGAGUGCGAACAGUGUUACCGGCAGUGCGUCGCUCUUUUUUUAGCAAAAGAGGAGCCGCUUUCAAUGUCAAAGUAGACAGCGACGGUUUGCCAAAACAACCGACAUGGUCCGUUCAUUCCCUUGUUUCCUCCAUCUCCGAGGACGCCGGUACCAUUAGUAACGAGCACUUUGACCAUUUAUUUCGACUUGCGCAACUGCGAGCUCCCGUUGACCCGGAGACAAGAAGCAAAUUAAAAAAAGACGUUGACCAGUUAUCGCAAUUCACACAGCAUAUUCAAACGGCCGAUUUUGGUCACGUCGAACCGUUAACUCACAUCUGGCCGGAAACGGAGGGGUUGACUCUACGCGAGGAUGUGUGCGAGGCGUCGGAUCAAAUCCGGGGACGGGCUUUGAUGGAAAAAGCCAAGCAUACGAGCGGCAACUUUUAUGCUGUACGAGGCAGUUUACCUUCCUCGGACUAGUUUAGCAUUUUUUACUUGUCCAUGGACUCUGUACGUACGUUAUCAUAUUUCGAUGCAGCGCGCUCAGACCAACGGAUUCAUCACACCUCCUGCAUAUCUUGACAUCUUUUUUUGAUAACCUUUCUAUAACCGCAUCAUUUCUUUUCCGUGCCGCAAUAACAUUGCUUAUUCUAUUUUGCCCUUGCAUACUGCUUCCUUUUGGAUCGUCAAUCUUCAUGUUGGCCACCAUCCCGUUGUAUACGAUUUCAAUUUUCACAGCAGUGGUAGAACAAGACGUUGUAUUCAAGUUUGAUCAUGCUUUGAAUAUAUUAGGACCAUACUUGCUUCUGU
Molecule: messenger RNA, 1036 nt
Organism: Radiomyces spectabilis
Lineage: Eukaryota; Fungi; Mucoromycota; Mucoromycetes; Mucorales; Radiomycetaceae
Exons: 4
Coding region: 197-706 (169 amino acids)
Biological process (GO): regulation of translational fidelity
Source: RefSeq, a predicted model, not a curated record